AUGGAUGGUGGAGGGAAUGGCGAAGGUAGUGAUCUUCUGAAAUCGAAGCCUUCUGCGAAGGCGAAGAAGAGUGGAGGCUUCCAAUCGAUGGGGCUAAGCUAUGAAGUGAUAAAAGGCAUAACGAAGCGGGGCUACAAAGUCCCUACACCUAUUCAACGCAAAACCAUUCCAUUGAUUUUGGAAGGCAGAGAUGUGGUUGCCAUGGCCAAGACCGGAUCCGGUAAAACGGCUUGUUUCCUGAUACCUUUAUUCGAACGUUUGAAGAGGAGAGAUCCGACAAAGGGGGCCAGGGCUUUGAUUUUAUCACCUACACGUGAAUUGGCUGUCCAAACGUACAAAUUUAUUAAAGAGUUGGGGAAGUUCAUGGAUUUGAAAACGAUUUUGGUUUUGGGCGGUGAUUCUAUGGAUUCACAAUUUUCAGCCAUACACACGUGUCCAGAUGUAAUAGUUGCGACGCCUGGAAGAUUCCUUCAUUUGUGUGUUGAAAUGGAUUUAAAAUUGAGCUCCGUGGAAUACAUUGUUUUUGACGAGGCUGAUCGUCUGUUUGAAAUGGGAUUUGGUGAACAAUUAAAUGAGACUCUGCACCGCUUGCCCCAGUCCAGACAAAUGGUUCUGUUUUCUGCAACUUUACCAAAACUUUUAGUUGAUUUUGCCCGAGCUGGCUUAAGCGAUCCGGUACUAAUACGUUUAGAUGUGGAAUCCAAGCUGCCCGAUGCCUUAAGUCUAAAAUUUGUGUAUUGUCGUUCUGAUGACUAUGCUAUGCUAUGCCAAGAUGUCAAGGUAAACGAUUUACCUGGUUUUCCAUCUAUGGAUGGUGGAGGGAAUGGCGAAGGUAGUGAUCUUCUGAAAUCGAAGCCUUCUGCGAAGGCGAAGAAGAGUGGAGGCUUCCAAUCGAUGGGGCUAAGCUAUGAAGUGAUAAAAGGCAUAACGAAGCGGGGCUACAAAGUCCCUACACCUAUUCAACGCAAAACCAUUCCAUUGAUUUUGGAAGGCAGAGAUGUGGUUGCCAUGGCCAAGACCGGAUCCGGUAAAACGGCUUGUUUCCUGAUACCUUUAUUCGAACGUUUGAAGAGGAGAGAUCCGACAAAGGGGGCCAGGGCUUUGAUUUUAUCACCUACACGUGAAUUGGCUGUCCAAACGUACAAAUUUAUUAAAGAGUUGGGGAAGUUCAUGGAUUUGAAAACGAUUUUGGUUUUGGGCGGUGAUUCUAUGGAUUCACAAUUUUCAGCCAUACACACGUGUCCAGAUGUAAUAGUUGCGACGCCUGGAAGAUUCCUUCAUUUGUGUGUUGAAAUGGAUUUAAAAUUGAGCUCCGUGGAAUACAUUGUUUUUGACGAGGCUGAUCGUCUGUUUGAAAUGGGAUUUGGUGAACAAUUAAAUGAGACUCUGCACCGCUUGCCCCAGUCCAGACAAAUGGUUCUGUUUUCUGCAACUUUACCAAAACUUUUAGUUGAUUUUGCCCGAGCUGGCUUAAGCGAUCCGGUACUAAUACGUUUAGAUGUGGAAUCCAAGCUGCCCGAUGCCUUAAGUCUAAAAUUUGUGUAUUGUCGUUCUGAUGACCGGUAUACAACAUUGGUAACAUUGCUAAAAUAUGUUAUACCACAAAAUGCACAAACUGUAGUAUUCGCCGGCACACAACACCAUGUCGAACUAAUUUCAUUUAUUCUUACUGGAUGUGGCAUAACCAAUACCUCUGUGUAUUCUAGUUUGGAUCCAUCGGCUCGUAAAAUAAAUACUGCAAAAUUUGUCAACAAAAAAGUAUCAGUACUGAUUGUCACUGAUGUAGCAGCUCGCGGCAUUGAUAUUCCUAGUUUGGACUAUGUCGUAAAUUUGCACUUCCCUGGUAAACCCAAACUGUUUGUGCAUCGCGUAGGUCGUUGUGCUCGCGCUGGCCGUACUGGCACAGCGUUUUCAAUAUUUUCCAUGGAAGAUGCAGCUCAUGUUUUGGAUUUGCACUUGUUCUUAAAUCGCGAAUUCAAUAUUAAUGAUUCCAAAGCAAUUGGUACCGUUCCCCAGGAGUUACUUGAAGAGGAACAUCUCACAGUGAUGGAAAUAAAAAAGAAUCAUAAUAUUAGCGGAGUAUUGCGAACAAGUGAAAAUGCUUACAAAAAGUAUUUGUCUUCGAGGCCAGUGGCAUCUACAGACUCAAAUGCUCGAGUUAAAAAAUUAAAAUUCUUUGCCCUAAAACCAUUGACGGAUUUUAUUGAACAGGCCAUACCAAAAUUAGCAGAUGCUGCCCAGUCGACAAGCAAAAAAUCUGCCGAAGAAAUAGCCGAAGAAGAGCGUAGAUUACAAGAACAAAAACACGAUUUACUUUUGCAGAUGAAAAGCUUUAAGCCUCAUAAUACAAUAUUUGAAUUAAAUAACAGCCAAAAGUCGGUGCCUUAUCAGAUUAUGAAGGCUAAACGUUCACAACAUUCGGAAGUUAUCGAAAAAUAUCGAUCUAAAAUGGAGGAAUUAGACAAAGAGGAAGAGGUCAAACUGGCAGAGAAAUCGAAACCACAAAAGGAAAGUAAACAGUCUGAAGAUGCCGAUGAAGAAGAGAUCAAUUCAGCGUUCAAAAAAGUGGUUGCACCCAAAAAGCGCAAAAAUAUGGAUGACCUGUACACAGAGAAGCCCAAAAAGAAAAAGAAGUCUAAAACAAAUGUAAAGGAUUCCGAAAAUUUCAUACCAUAUCAGUCUGCCGACAAACACACUGAAGACGGUCUGGCCAUUAAUAAUUUCGAAAGGCAAGCAAUGAAAGCUGAAUUCUCAGUUAUCGAUCGUGAAACGAAUGAAGUUCGUCAUAAGCCUGGCAUGAAAAAGUGGGAUCGCAUAAAGAAGAAAAUGGUUGCCGUGCAAGAUCCCAGGGCAAACAAGAUUCGUACCGAAUCUGGUGCUUGGAUUCCAUCGUCCUUUAAGACUGGCCGUUAUACGGAAUGGAAGGAGAAAACUAAAAUCGAGGAACAACUGGCCAAAGAAGCUGGCAGUGAUGAUGACACCUUCAAGCCUCUGUCGCACGAACAACGGUACCCUGUCAGCAGACAUGCCCGACACAAUGCCAAAGUUGAAGCCAAGAAAAGAGCUGGAGUGGGCGUUGACAAAGAGUUGCGUACUCCCGAGCAAAUUGUCAAGUCUCGCAUGCGCCUUGAGUUUAUUAAGAAGCGUAAUGCAGAGAAUACUGAGCGGAAGGCAGAGAAUCGUAAGAGAAGUAUGCGCAAGAGCCAGAGACCUGCAAUGGCAUCCAAAAUGAAAAAUAAGAAGAAGUGA
Molecule: messenger RNA, 3249 nt
Organism: Musca vetustissima
Lineage: Eukaryota; Metazoa; Arthropoda; Insecta; Diptera; Muscidae
Product: ATP-dependent RNA helicase DDX54
Exons: 10
Coding region: 1-3249 (1082 amino acids)
Cellular component (GO): nucleus
Molecular function (GO): ATP binding; RNA binding; RNA helicase activity
Source: RefSeq, a predicted model, not a curated record